AUGGAGAUGCCAAGCACUUCCGGGUCGUGGCAAGGCCCAGCGGUGGAGAAGGGCGCCCGAAUGGCAAAGUUGGCAAAAGCUUCCGAGCGACUGGUCAGCUGUUCUGCGGCUGACAUUCUGAAGCAGGACUUUGAAGCAUUGUUUGCUACAGCUUUGACUGGCAACGACAUGCACAGCUUGUCACAGAUGAAGACUUGGAUGGCUUCAACAUUUGCAGAUCGCGCUCAUAGGGCCCAGGCAGAGGCUAUUGUCGAUCAACAGAUCGCAGAGUUCAUCUCGCGCUUAGAGGUGCAGCUUCAGGACCCGAAUGACCCGACGGCUCCUGCCGAUGACAUGUCGCAAGCAAUGGCAGAUCUGCAGGACUCGGUUCGUGUCCAGGAGAAGCGGGGAAGGCUUCAGAUGCUGAGGAGCCAGAUCGAGCAACAAGAACUCUGCAACAAGAAGCAGGCAGACAGCAACAUGGCCAUGUCUGCCCGCAUGCAGGCUGCGAAGUCAAAGCUUGACCGCGACACAUCCGGAUUGAUGGCAGAGCUGUGUGAAGACAGAUUCUUGCCGACCCGUUCUGCAGCCUGA
Messenger RNA from Symbiodinium necroappetens, 573 nucleotides. The record is from the annotation of a GenBank genome assembly. NCBI's taxonomy places the organism in Eukaryota, Dinophyceae, Suessiales, Symbiodiniaceae.